AUGGAUGUUCUCUCUAAACUCCUCUCAGAAAGAUCUUCAUCUUCUUCAUCAACUCGUGGUUAUAGUUCAUCAGCUCGUGUUCCUACUUCAUCAACUCAUGGUCAUAAUUCAUCAACCGAUGGUUAUAGAUAUGAUGUAUUUUUAAGUUUUAGAGGUGUUGACACUCGUCAUAGUUUCACUGAUCACCUUCAUAAGGCCCUCAUUGAUGCCAAUAUCAAUACCUUCUUGGACGAUGAAGAGAUUGAAACAGGGGAAGAUUUGAAACCGGAAUUGGAGAGUGCAAUUAGGGCAUCUCAGGCUUCUAUUAUUGUGAUGUCUAAGAAUUACGCUACUUCAACAUGGUGCCUGGAUGAAUUGGUGCUGAUCCUUGAGCAGCGUAUGACAUCCAACCAUAUUGUUAUUCCAAUCUUUUAUCAUGUUGAGCCCACCCAUGUCAGGAAACAACAAAGUAGCUUUAGGGAUGCAAUGGCUAAGCAUAAACAGAAAAUGGAUGAAGAGACAGAUGCAAAUAAAAGAAGUCAGUGGGCUCAAAAGAUGGACCGAUGGAAUAAAGCGCUUAUUGAAGUUGCUAAUUUAAAAGGAAAGGAUGUAAAUGGAAGGCUAGAGACAGAGUUUAUUGAAGAAAUUGUGAAGGACACCCAUCAUAGAUUACAUGUACACUUAAGGAGCGUUGGACCACAACUUAUUGGGAUGAAGUAUCAUAUUAACUUUGUAGCUUCAUGGUUGAAAGAUGGAUCCUCACAUACGGCAGAAAUACUCACUAUUUCGGGUAUGGGUGGGAUCGGGAAGACAUCUUUAGCCAAACAUGUCUAUGGGCUAUAUUUUCAUGAAUUCCACAAAAGCAGUUGUAUUGAAGAUAUUAGUAGGGUUUGUGAUGGAAGGUUUAAUGGGUUGCUUGAUUUACAAGAACAACUGUACAGUGACAUUUCAAAAACAAGUUCAAUUAAAGUUCAUGAUGCUUCGGUAUACACCUCAAAGAUAGAGAAUGUUGUAGCUCGUAAAAGGGUGUUUCUUGUUCUUGAUGAUAUCAACACUCUUGAUCAGUUGGAUGCAUUACUUGGGAGCAAAGGUUUUCAUCCCGGAAGCAAAAUAAUUAUAACCACAAAGGAAAGACAUUUGAUAGAGAGGUGUGCACUAUUCAAAACAAACAUUAACCGAAAGCAUACAGAUCUCUUGCUUCAAGGCUUACAUGAGACCGAAUCAUGGAAACUUUUGUGUCUCCAUGCAUUCAAAUGCAACUAUCCCAAGACAGGAUAUGAAGGGGUGUUAUAUAAGCUUGUGAAGUAUUGUCAAGGACAUCCAUUGGCUCUUGAAGUAUUUGGCAAAUCUCUAUAUGAUCGAGAUGUAACUUAUUGGGAAGGAUGCAUAGAAGGGCUAAAGAAAGAAACAAAUUCUCAUGUAAAUAAUGUCUUGAAAAUGAGCUUUAACUCUUUGCCAUCCAAAAAUGAUAAGGACUUGUUUAAGUAUAUUGCUUGUUUUUUUGUUGGAAUAGAAAGAGAUUUUACCGAAACAAUAUUAGAGGCAUGUGAUAUAAACACAAGAUCCGGGAUCACGAAUCUCAUUGACAGAUGCCUUCUUAGUAUAGGACGGAAUAAUGAAUUGAAGAUGCAUCAGUUGGUUCAAGAGAUGGGAAGAUUCGAAGUAUGUCUAGAAUCACUUGACAAGCCAUGGAAGCGAAGUCGAUUAUGGGGUCAUGAGUCAUUCAGAGUAUUGAAACAAAAAAAGGGUAAGGGAAAUCUUGUAGGCCUUUCCCUUGACAUGCGGAUGCUUGAGAAGGAGAAGUGUGCAUCAUUUGAGUUGAAAACAGAUGCAUUCAACAACAUGGAUAAGUUGAGGCUACUACAACUCAAUUAUGUGCAUAUGAAUGGGUCUUAUGAGAACUUUCCAAAAGAAAUAAGAUGGUUGUGUAUGCAUGGGUACCCUUUACGGUCUUUACCUUUAAACUUACCUAUACAAAAUCUUGUUGCUCUUGACCUGUCAUACAGCAAUAUUGAGUCUUUUGUCGGUUGUUAUAGUAAUCCACAACGAUUUAAUGUGGGCGCUAUUUCCAACAAUUUUCUUUUUUUUAUUUGUUUGCAUUUUCUUUUUUAUUUCUUCUUUGCCGGAGGUCUCCUACGGAAGCAGUUUCUUAACCAGCCUACCUCCCCUUUACCCCAUUUGUAUGGGAUCGGGCUAAUAUUGUUGUUCUUGUAUAGUAAUCCACAACGACUUGUGAAGUGGAAAAAGUUGGAUGGAUCUUGCUUAAAAGAGAAAAGGUUGCUAGGAUCAUUGAAGAUUCUUAAUUUAAGUUUCUGUAAACAACUUCAUAGUCUUGGUGGAUUUGACCAACUUCCUGCACUUGAGAGGUUAAUAGUUAGAAAUUGCAUUGGUUUGGUUGAGGUUUGUGAAUCAAUUGAGCAAUGUGUUGACCUUGUCUUCAUCGAUUUGAGCUACUGCAAGAAGCUUGAAAAACUUCCAAGAAACAUAGGCAUGUUGAAGAAUGUUAAAACAAUGUUUCUAGAUGGUUGUAGUCUCGGUGAAUCUGGAAUCCAGAAUAGGGGUAGGGGUAUGGAUUCACUGGAAUUGUGCAAGGCUAAAAACAAUGACAUAAAUACAAGAACCUCUUCCUCUGCCUUUGCAGGUGCUAUACCAAGUGAUUUGAAGUUGUUUACAGUUUAUUUACCGAGGUCUUUAGUAAGGUUGUCACUAGCAAAUAGUAGGUUGUCCACUGAAUCCUUUAAUAUGGACUGGAGUUGCCUAUCCAUGUUAAAGGAAUUAUAUUUAGAUGGCAAUCCUAUAAAUUCCAUGCCCAGUUGUGUGAGAACCCUUCCUAGGCUUGAGAUACUUUGUAUGGAGAAUGGUAUAAAAUUAAAGUCAGUUAAGGAUCCUCCACAUACAGGAAGCAAGUUGCGCUAUUAUUUUAAUAGAUUUCUUGAAAGCGAAGUGAUUGAUGCAGGGUUGCCAUAUGAAAUUGAAGGCAUUGUGAAAAUCCAACCUAUGGUAUGUGUUGAGGAAAAGAUAUUACGUAACUUGGGCUGGAGUAAAUCAGACUUCCUUAAGGAAAGGCACUUGGGAGCUAGUUCUCGGAUACUUAGUUACCAGAUGAUGAUUUAUGAAUUUGGAAUAUUCAGCACAAUGUAUACGGCAGAGGAGAUGCCGAGUUGGUUUAGGCAUAGAAGUGUGGGGCCAUCAAUAUCAUUUACCAUCCCAUCAUCAUCAUCAUCAUCAUCAUCAUCUCCAAAUAACCUCCUUACAGGACUCAACUUCUGCUUCUUGAAGACAAUGAAAUGUAUCCAUGAUUAUUUUCUACUUGAAGAUGGCCAGAUCCCUUAUACACCAAUGAUGACAAUUAGUAAUAUAACAAAGAAGCUCACCUGGAUAUACGAACGUCACAUGGACAGAGUUUCCGAAGGUCAAUGCGUGGUGUUAAGUCAUUGGAUGUUCGGGAUGAAUGAGAUGGAAGCUGGUGACCUCAUUACUAUUACUGUUACACUGCCGAAUUAUCGAGUUGUAAAGGAGUGUGGGGUGAGUCUUGUGUAUGAGGAUGAUGGAGAGAAGAAGGAUGAAGAAGAAGAAGAUGCGUUGGGUUAUUACAAGUCAUGGAAUCACAUAAUUGGUGGAGAUCUCUCCCCUUUUCAAACAACAACAGGGCAAUACAUCUUAUAUAAAAACCGAUUUUUGUUCCAUUACCUUAGAUUGCAUCCAUAUCAUCGUAAAUUAGUUCCCGUGGGCCCCGAAUUUCAAGCACCAAAGAAAAAGGGUUGGUUCAGAGCUUUCUCCCCAAGGAACCCUCGCAUAACUGAUCGUGCAAAUGAGGGUGAGGGGGAAUCUUCACAGUCUCAUCCUUCAGAUGAAAAUGAUUGAGAAAGAGAUGCCACUUCCUCAUAAUUUGAACUGAAAUCUUGGGUAGCCUAUUGUUAUUGCAAACUCAGUCAUGUGCAAAAUUUAACACAUUUGGAAUUGUAUUGUUAUCAAAAUUAAACACUUUUCAAAUUUUGUGCUAUUUCCUCAUAAUUGGAACUGGGUCUCAGUCAUUGCCUUAUCAACAAUGUCAAUCGUGUGUAUGAACUCAAAAUCUCAAAUCCUUGAUAGGAUUAUAUAAUUUAUUUGGGUACUAUGUAAAAGUCAC
This is a messenger RNA of Lactuca saligna, 4108 nucleotides long. The record is from the annotation of a GenBank genome assembly. Lineage: Eukaryota; Viridiplantae; Streptophyta; Magnoliopsida; Asterales; Asteraceae.